Molecule: messenger RNA, 772 nt
Organism: Cannabis sativa
Lineage: Eukaryota; Viridiplantae; Streptophyta; Magnoliopsida; Rosales; Cannabaceae
Exons: 2
Coding region: 203-772 (189 amino acids)
Source: RefSeq, a predicted model, not a curated record
UAUAUUUUUUCAGGCCACUGAUUUAGAACCUCAGCCCAGUGCACCAUCUUCAUCAGGCGUUCGGGGUGCCGAGUACACUGAUUUAGUGGCGAGGUUGGAUAGGAUCGAGGCUGACACUCAGGGUCUGUAUGCUGCUCAUGUCGAGCUGAAGAAGGCAUACGAGACCAGCCAUGUAGAGCUGAAGGGUGGUCAGAACGUAAUUAUGGAGCAGCUCAGAGACAUAUUGGCCAUGUUGAAUCGUCCGCCAACGACAGCUUCAGCACCGGAGGCCCCAGCAGAUCCAUCUACCCCACCACCAGCUGCUUCACCCCCAGUAGAAGAGGAGGAGGUCUUCCCCGACGAUUACGAUCCUUAUGAGGGAGCUCCAGCGACUCCGAUCGAGGCACAACCUGUUAUCCAUGUACAUGACACCGAGUCGCAGGGUGAGAUUCUGUCGAUAGAGGCACAACCUGCAGUGGUUAAGAGUCGGAAGAGGAAGAGAAAGCCUCCUGUAUGGUUCGGUGACUAUACGGAGAUGAAGAGGAGACAUAGGCCAUCUUCGACUUUUGAUCCCCUGGAGCCACCGGAUGAGAAAUUGUUAACCACUUUCCGAAAGUGGUGUGUUGGACUCAUUCCGAACCACCGACUUCGGGAUUUGAGAAGUGGUGAUUACGGUCCAGGAUUCUUUUGGAUAAUGCUCACACCAAAGGAAUGGCUUACAGAUGACCAUAUAGAUGCAGCAAUGCAUAUGCUGAGGAGGCGACGCACCGACUAUCCACUGACAUUUCCUUAG